CUAUCUCAGUGGCAUUGUAGUGAAUAUGGUUUCCAAGUUGGCCUCUGUUUCAACUCCACAUCACAAUCAUUCAGGGCCUUACAGGGUCCCAGGACUCUACCCCUUGGCCAAACAAUACAACAAAGCUAAGAAAUCUCUCUCUCUCUCUCUCUCUCUCUCUGGUUUGAUCUUUGAUCUUUUGGGGACUGUGUUUUUGACUUAGACCACCCUCCCCACACGCUCACAAGUAAAAACUGCAAUAACAAUAAUAAAAGCAUCUCCCCCCUCCCUCAUUUCCCAAUCUUCCUCCUCACUCUCCUUUUACAUCAUCAUAUCAUUCAUAUUCAUAUAUAUCCUCCUCUCUCUCUCUCUCUCUCUCUCUCUCUCUCUCUCUCUCUCUCAAUAUCGAACUUUCACAGCCGAGCCCAGUUGCUAACCUGCGCACCUCCACCUCAGGCGAUGGGCGUACUGCGCCACCGCCACCGCCACCGCCGCCAGCACCACCAUUACAUCAGGCUAUCAACUCUCAUCACAGCCUUCACUUUCCUCUUGUUCACCUCAGCCUCCUCAGCCAUAACCAGUCAAACCCAACUCGGUGGUGGGAAUCAUUCUCAUCAGCAGCAGAAGCAGAGAGAGGAAUAUCAAAUCGGGUCGUCGGCAUUGGAGCGAGUUGAGACUCAGAAGAGCCGGCUGGGUUCAUCGCCACCGAGUUGCAGAUCCAAGUGUGGAAGGUGCUCGCCUUGUAAGGCGGUCCACGUGCCCAUUCAACCAGGUGUCUCUAUACCUCUCGAGUACUAUCCUGAAGCUUGGCGCUGCAAGUGUGGCAACAAACUCUUCAUGCCUUAAAAAUUUAAUUAUAAUUAGAAACUAAAACUACUUGAUUUAUUAAUUACACUUAAGUAAGUAGUACAGUCAAAUAUUUAAACACUGCACCUGAUCUGAUCUUUAGCUUCUCAAUCCAAAAAUCUGUCACUAAUUAUAUUAUUAUUAUUGUCAAUUAUUUCCCACUAUUUGUUAUCAUUAUAUUCUUGUUAAACAUGGCAUGGGGAGACAAGUGAGAAGGUGUUGGAAAUGUAACAUUUUAGGUGUGGCUGGCUCUCUCUCUCUCUCUCUCUCUCGUUUUUUUAUGAUGCAUGGUAGAUGUAUAUAUAUAUAUUUUUUUGUUUUUUAAUUGAACUUUGCAUUAAUGCAAAGAGUUUAAUUAUCAUGGGACAGAAUGGAAGUGGAGGGCAUGAAAUUAAAGACCAAGCUUCUUCUUCUUCUUCUUUUUUCUUCUCUCUCUAGCCUCUAAGCUUGUAUGUAAGGGAGAAAGCGAUGCUUCAGUUCAUGGAGGAAAUACAGCUGGGUUUUUUUUGAGUGUUUGGUUUUGUUUUUGUGUGUCUGUAGACUCUGUAGGUUAACAAUUAUGUGCUAUUUAAGUACACGGGCUUCGAUCCUUAAUGUUUCUUACUAUGGGCUGAUGUGUAAUGAAAGAGAUUGCACUCUCUGAAAUCUGAAUAGUACUGAGAUUGUCUGAUACUAGUGAUGAAUUAUUGAUUUGUUGGUAGCUAUGCUAUCUAUCGUCAUUAUGGGUUUCAUGAACAGCACCAAAUAUAUUGCAACUAUUAUUUUUCAA
Messenger RNA from Prunus persica (peach), 1594 nucleotides. Its product is annotated as EPIDERMAL PATTERNING FACTOR-like protein 5. The record is from RefSeq and is a predicted model, not a curated record. Bases 439 to 825 code for a protein of 128 amino acids. Gene Ontology annotation, biological process: guard cell differentiation; stomatal complex development. NCBI's taxonomy places the organism in Eukaryota, Viridiplantae, Streptophyta, Magnoliopsida, Rosales, Rosaceae. The transcript is spliced from 2 exons.